AUGUCUGGUACCGGAUCCAGGCAACACCUGGAUGCCUCUGCCGGCCGUGAUGUUGUCUAUUGUCAUGCGUGCGAAAAUGAGUGGUUCCAGGACCAGCACGGCCUGGUCUGCCCGCAAUGCCAUUCCGAGGCUACCGAGAUAGUGACGCUUGAAAACGACCCCCGCCCUGUCAGCACACACGGUAGCAACACAGAACCGCAAGGCCACCGAGACCGGUACGAUGAUUCUGACCCGGAGGAAGAGGACAUUGAAGAGCAUAGCCACCGAGCUCCUGGGGGAAUAUACUUUACCUCGAGGGUUUUCCGAAUGCCCGUAAAUCACGGGGCAGGGACAGAAGCCCCACAUGUCCAUCCCUCUGAUGGCAACGCUGUCAUGGAGCGGUUUUAUGAAAUGAUGAAUCGUGAUCUGGGAUCAUCGGCCGCUUCUGGUGCCUCCAACUCGGACGAGACGAGGUCUGCUACCGGACAAGGGACCAGCGAGAAUAGUGGUACACGCCAUUAUACCACUCGUACCACAAUGUUCCCCGGGGGGUCUACAAGCUUCACCAUCACGACCGCCCCAUUGCAAAGGGACGGAAACAAUCCGCCAAUAGGCGAGUUCGAUGCGUACGCAGACCCCCAUCCCCGGACCAGGCGCCGCAUCGUGAUAGUGAUGCUUGACUCGGGAGGUGCUGACAGUAAUGCUAGCAUCUUGAGUGCCAUUAUGGGCAACAUCACCAAUCCAGUUGGAAACAGUCCUCACAGAGGCGGCGACACAAGCAGCAACGCCGAGGGCAGCGAUCUUCCUCCCCACGGCUUUCCAGUUGCUUUUCAACAGCUUCUAGGCGCCUUGAUGACGGGAUACGGAGGUACUCGCAACUGGGGUGAUGUGGUGACUUCACAGGAGGAGUUUGACAGAAUAAUCUCCCAGAUGAUGGAAGCAAACCCCAUGUCAAAUGCUGCGCCGCCAGCUUCAGAGGCUGCCAUAAACAAACUGGAGCGCAAAAAGCUCGACGAGAAGAUGCUGGGCACCGACGACAAGGUUGAAUGCACGAUUUGCAUGGAUGACUUGAGUCUCGGGGAUGAAGCCACUGUCCUGCCCUGCAAGCACUUUUUCCACGGGGAAUGCGUGACAAUCUGGCUCAAGGAGCACAACACGUGCCCCAUUUGCCGAACCCCGAUUGAGCAGAGGAGUUCAGCCGAAAGAACUCGAGCACCACAAACCCAAUCUUCAGGGCCUCGUGCCGCGAGGCCCGAGCCCCCAAGGGGCCUCUUUCCAUGGGCCUUCCAGUCAUCCGGAAGCGGCACUGGCUCCUUUGCGAACAGCUCGCCACAGCGUCCGAGCCAGAGCUCUCAACAGUCACCUAUAGACAUUCAGCAAAACGACAGUGGUCAUACCAGUCACCGCCGGGGGCUUUUUCGCAGUCCAUCGACCAACGAGGAGCGCCUUCGGGCGAUUAGAGACCUUGCAAACAGCGACCGCAAUGGAGGCUCUGACCGCCCCACGACGCCACCGUUUGCAGGUCGGCGGCGCAAUUCUCUGUCUCCGCCUAGCCCGAGCAUGCAAGCCCCGUGGAAUUUGUCUUACGACCCUGUCCAUGAUUUUACCAGUGCUUCUAGGGAUCGGACUCGGGAACGUGACGGCGAUCGGAGCAAUUCGCAGAGCAGCUCUCGGUUCACUAGCACAAACCGGGACCAGGAUGGUCACAGGGACCGUGAGCGCUACCGUCAGCAGUCAUACGAAUCGAGCCGACAGUCUAGCCGCGAACAACGAGAUCAGGAACAUAAUGACGGCAACGGCAGCCGGCGUGGUGACACAAAUCAGACAAGCGGCGGAAGUACAUUCGACCCGUUCAGUUGGAUAAGAGAUAGGCUUCCCGGAGGUGGCAACUCGUCAGGAGACAGUCAUCGGCGGAGUUGA
Messenger RNA from Pyricularia pennisetigena, 1899 nucleotides. RefSeq lists its product as uncharacterized. Gene Ontology annotation, molecular function: zinc ion binding. The coding region runs from base 1 to 1899 and encodes 632 amino acids. The transcript has 2 exons. NCBI's taxonomy places the organism in Eukaryota, Fungi, Ascomycota, Sordariomycetes, Magnaporthales, Pyriculariaceae. The record is from RefSeq and is a predicted model, not a curated record.